This is a messenger RNA of Ixodes scapularis (black-legged tick), 3118 nucleotides long. RefSeq names its product basic salivary proline-rich protein 2. The transcript is spliced from 9 exons. The coding region runs from base 557 to 2452 and encodes 631 amino acids. The record is from RefSeq and is a predicted model, not a curated record. NCBI's taxonomy places the organism in Eukaryota, Metazoa, Arthropoda, Arachnida, Ixodida, Ixodidae.
CACCACGGCUCUCUCCCCAAAAAGAAGUUUCUCGGUGCUUCUUCUUCCACGCGGCCGGUAGAAUGGGACUCCGCGGCUCAAAAUAGCCGCGCGGCAGGGAGGGCCGACACACCAACUCCGUAAUACCCGAGCCCAGGGUUUGGAGCCGGAGUCUCGGAGGGCAACGCCGCAAGCCGGUCUCCGAAACUCCGUUGGAGGCCGCUUUCUUUUGCCAGCUCCAAACCGGUGACCCGCGUAGGUCAUCGUCGUCGCUCAUUUUUUUUUUUUUUCUUUUCGUGUGUGCUGUAACAGCUCUCGAUCUAGGCCCAACGUCGCCCCUGAAGAAUAUCGUCGAAGCAAAGUCAUCGUGUCGGCGCGCGUGCACACGGCCGUCACUGACGACUUCGAGACAGGAUCGGACAGUGGAGUUGCUUUUGUUUUAAUUUUUUUGUUGUUAAUCUUAGCCUAGUCUUCUGACUACGCUCUGCAAAUGCGACUCAGCGUCCUUGAGUGAGAGAGUGAAAACUUUUUUCUUUUUUUUUUCGCUUGUGGCGCGUGAACGUCGGACGUGGUACGGAUGUCAUCCGGAUUCGAUCCGAGGCGCCAGGGCGGCCCGUUCAGCCCGAGCGUUCCGCUGACGCCUGGCGGCUCAGUGGACCCAAACCGCGCGGCCUUCGCCAGCGCCAAUCGCGGGUCCCCGUCCUCGCCCAACUGGUCGCAGUCCUGGCCCCCGCCACCCCCCGAAGAAUCCCCGCAACCGAUGUUCUACAGCACGGGGGGUCUGUUCCCGGCGCAGGGACCGUGCACCCCGCCGCCCCCGCCACCGCCGUCCAUGGUAUCCCCCAACGUCCACCACAACGCCUUCCCGAUACCCCCGCCACCCCAGCCGGGGGGAAGGGUGUCCCCACGCAGCGCCGGUCCCAACAACGCUCCUCCCCAAUUCCCUAUUCCACCGCCACCUCAGCAACGCGGUGGCGCGUCACCGACGGGUGGCUACAGCCCUAACACCGCGCAGUACCCGAUUCCGCGGCCUCCGAUGCCGCAAGGUGGCAAGAUGUCACCAGGGGGAGGCUACAACCCCAAUGCGGCUCCCUUUCCGGUUCCUCCGCCACCGCCGCCCGCGGCGCAGAUCGUGACGUCAUCGGGCGUCAACCAGCACAUGGCACCUCAGUUCCAGCUGCCGCCGCCACCGCCAUCUAUGCUGCAGGGAGGGAUGAGCUCACCCGAGGUGGUGGCGCCGCCGCCGCCACCUCCUCCUCCUCCAGCAGUAGCACCUCCUAUGGGAGGCCCUGGAGGAGCACCACCUCCGCCACCGCCUCCGCCACCCCCGCCACCUGGGGCUGGUGGACCGACUUGGAGAGAGAAGCAGAUGGCAGCUCAGGGACCUCAGGACUUCAGCAACUUGCCGCCUCAGCUGCACGGAACACUCGGCAAGGACAAGAAGCCUUUCACCUACACUCCGGGUGGCCUUGAUCUGUCCGAGAUCAAGUCGCCGAGGAUCCAGAGGCGGAUUGAGGCCCGUCAGCAGGCAGCGGCGGCUCAGGGCGAAGGCUGGGGGGACCCAGCCAGCCAGGGAGUCAGCCGACAGAUGGAAGGCCUGAACCUGGACGGCUCCCCGCAGCAAGACCGCUACGCGGACCCCAACCGAACGCGCGGCCAGGGCGGCUUCCGGUCCCCGGAACCGACCGACGCCGGAAGAGACUUCGUCCAGUCCAAGUCCUUCCGGGUCCUGCAAAAGAUCACGGAUACGGACUCGCCCGACUACCAGCCACCGCCUCCGCGGCCUCGCGAGGAAGAUGAGAUGCGCUUCACUGGACUCCGCCGGGACCAGAUCCCGUCGCGGUCCUUCCAAGUCCUCCAGAAGAUGACCGGUGCCGACGACCCGCAACAGGGCUACCAGCAGCAGGGCUACCAGCAGCAGGGCUACCAGCAGCAGGGCUACCCGCAGCAGGGAUAUGGCCAGCAGCAGUUCCAGCAGGAGCCUCCGCCCGAUAUUCGUGAGUACUGCAACCAUCCGGAAGAGCUGGACGAUGCCACGGUCAACCCGCGGUACCGAGGUCCCAACAUCCCGUCCAGGUCAUUCAAGGUGCUUCAGGAAAUGACUGGUGCGGACGGCACUCCCUUGGCCCCGUCAGUCUUCCAGCAUCGUCAACAGCAACAGCAACCGCGACAACAGCAACAGCAGCAGCAGCCCGGACAGCCCAAGCCGCGCAAGACGACUCAGAUGACCAUCCAGCUGGGCGGUCCUUCUAGCGAGCAGGGCUACACGGGACCCCCGGCGCAAGGGGGUGUCGUGUACACCCCCGAAAAGGUGUUCCCGCAGCCCAACGUGCCGGCGUCCAUGCAGGAGGCCGAGGCCGAGCCGCGCAAGUACACCGGCGGACACAUCCCGUCCAGGUCCUUCAAGAUGCUCCAGGCCAUGACGGGGGAACCCCAGGGGGGACCGCCCGAUGACGGCUCGACAGAAUAUUAGAAGUCGCCCCCGGACACGCAGCAACCAGUACAACCUUUCUUUUCGCGGCAGUUUCGAGUGCGCCGCCACCCAACACCAACAUGAUGCUGAUCUUCAGCUCGCGUAUAGCCGAUUUCGACAGACUUGGGAAUGUAUGCGUGCGUCGCGCCAAUAUUUUGCGUACGUCGGCAUGUUCGUGAUAUCGACAAAUACGCGUUUGCCAGCGAUUCAACUCUAUACAAAAAAAAAAAGUUUGUGAGGUAAUUUUUUUUGCGGACACGGAGUCAACCAGUCGUGGCACGAAACAGAAAAAUCCCAACUCGUAUUUUUUUUUUUUUUUUUGUCUAAUUAUAUUUUGAGUUUUGCGAUUCGCUGAGAUUCUUGUAAUGUUUGCCGGGGAUUCGUUGUCUCGUGUUCUGUAGGAAAGCAAACUCACAGACCCUCUUUUGUUUAGGAUGUACCAAUACUCGCGAGAGAAAGUCUGAAUGUUUACGCAACAACGGUUGGGAUUGGGGGAAUGCUCCCCUGCGGCAUAAAACAACAUCCUCUGAUGAAAUAGCUUUGCAACAAAGCAAGACGCUCAAAUGCUAUUUAGACGCUGAGAAGAUACUUGUUUCACAAAUACUCAUAAUGCUUUUGUUUUACUUUUUUUUUUAACGUCGCGAUUGCAGCAGUUGUGUUUCCGGA